Molecule: messenger RNA, 4703 nt
Organism: Dermochelys coriacea (leatherback sea turtle)
Lineage: Eukaryota; Metazoa; Chordata; Testudines; Dermochelyidae
Product: collagen alpha-1(VII) chain-like
Exons: 37
Coding region: 182-2965 (927 amino acids)
Molecular function (GO): serine-type endopeptidase inhibitor activity
Source: RefSeq, a predicted model, not a curated record
GAGUAUAGCCAUAUGUCUAUCUGCACACGACCAGCUCAAAGUGCAGACAUAUUCAAAGUGACUUGCCAUGGUCAGACAACAAGUCACUGGCAGAGUCAGGAUUAGAACCCAGGAAACCUGACUGCCAAACCUUGGCUCUGGCCACUAUUCAGUGCUCCUGUCACUGCAUUUCUUUGGGCUAAUGCUCUUGUUAACCAGCUGUUGUUUGUUUGUUUGUUUGUUUGUUUGUUUGUUUUUAAAGGGAGAUCCAGGUCCACCCGGCAAAGGAGUGGAGAUCAAGGAACUGGAGAGACUUUUUGAAGCAUAUGGGAUCAAGUUGGGGCUGCUGAAGGAACUGACUGAUCUUCUCCUGAGGGAUGGGUUUGAAGCGCUGAUCCAGCGGCGGGCCAGCUCUGGGAAAAGCAAGCCAGCCAAGAAAAAGGAGGAAUUUACGCAAGCUAUGGACUAUACUGCUUCGUUGAAGUAUGAUUUUUCUAGCAACCCUCUUACCAGUAUAGAAGUGACUGAAGAAGACCUGAGUAUUGAUGUCGGGCCUCAGCUUACAGUUCCAGCAGCUGUAGGACAACCUACUAAGGAUGUAACAGGCCAGAAGAAACCUCCGGUUGAUGGGACAGCAGCCAGCAGUCCUGGUGACUACACCGCACUGGAAGUCAUGGUAAACCAGACGCGCUCAUGUCAGAGAUGGCCGGAGGCUAAGAAACGGGAAGGCAGCCCUAGACCUCUGAAUGCAACCCGGCUACAAACUAGCCAAGAAGAGCCCACUGCAGGGCAACAACAUACUGCUGAAAAUACCUCUCUUGAGUGCCAGGAGGUGGAUGGGUCAGUAAUAAGGGAGAAUGAAGAGGCUCGGCAGAGCCCAGCUAGUCUUGCUCUGGGGUCGGAACCUCCCGCACUGGGAAACAUUUCUGUGGAGAUGCCAGAGCCCUUGAAGAAGAGGAAGAAGGAGAAAGACGUGAGCAGAGAAAAUGCAGAUCCAGUUGAUGGCCCUGAGUUAACAAGCCAUGUUAGAGUCAGAAGAACAGCUGAGAGACAGAGGCACAUGGUUCACUCACCUGGUGCUGCUGGAGUUCAGAAAUCCCCAGCUGGAUAUGUGACAUAUCCAGGACCUCAAGGCGCAAGGAGGAUCAAGAAGCAGGAGUCAGACACGGUGGAUCCAGAGCGGGUGCCGUUCCAAGGUCAAAAGGGCACUAAAGGAGACAGAGGAGAAAAUGGUCAAAAGGGAGAACCAGGAAUUGGGUUCAGAGGCCCUGCUGGUCAGGCUGGGCCCCCUGGGCAUAAGGGGGAGCCCGGGGCCCCGGGACCUCCAGGAGUGCAGGGCAUCCAGGGUAUUCGUGGCAACCCUGGCAUUCCAGGAUCGCCGGGAGAGAGAGGAGCUCCGGGUCCACCUGGCAUGCCAGGGCAGAAGGGGGAACGCGGUAAGAGAGGCAGGAAUGGACCCACUGGGCCGGCAGGACCUCCCGGGCCCCUGGGAAAACAGGGGAUUCGAGGGCUGCCCGGGACCAAUGGCAACAAGGGGGAGAUCGGCCUCGGUGUGGCAGGUGCGAGAGGUCCCCGCGGAUUGCCUGGCCCCGGGGGGGAGGAAGGCAUUGCAGGAGUCCGAGGUCCCAUUGGCAUGACGGGUCUGAAAGGCCUGCCCGGAACAAAAGGAGAAAGAGGUGAUCGUGGCCUUCUGGGACCCAAGGGAGAAAGAGGUGACCCCAUUAUUAUUUUUGGACCUCAAGGCUAUAAAGGCAACAAAGGAGAUCCGGGUGAGCGGGGCCCACCAGGCUUCGAUGGAGACAAAGGCGAGAAAGGGGAGGAUGGGCCCGCCGGAGAAAAGGGGGUCAAAGGCGAGGCAGGUGUGAAAGGGGCCAUUGGGCUGUUCGGUGCCAGAGGACCAGUGGGACAGAAGGGAGAACCCGGAGAACCUGGUCUGCCUGGAUUUGCUGGCAUGGCUGGCCUCGAGGGGAAGAAUGGAGUCAAAGGAGCUAAAGGUGACCGAGGUCUGCAGGGUCAAAAGGGGGAACCGGGAGCGAAAGGUGAUCCUGGUAUAACUGGAGACCUUGGACGGAAAGGAUCUAAGGGCUUACAUGGUUUUCCGGGGCAGAUGGGUAGCCCUGGUGCAGAUGGAAUAAAGGGUGAGAUUGGCAGCCCUGGAAAACCAGGGAUACCAGGGUCAGAUGGACUGCUUGGGCCAAAGGGUGAGCGAGGAAUGUCAGGUGCAGAUGGCCCCUUGGGAGUUUCUGGGGAGAAAGGAGAAAAGGGGGCCAAGGGAGUUCCUGGCUUGGGCGGAUUUAAAGGGCAGGUUGGAUUGCCGGGGAAGACUGGUAUGGCUGGACCUCCUGGAUCUCAAGGACCACAGGGUGACCCAGGACCACAGGGUACAAGAGGUAGAAGAGGAAGACCUCAGCUCUGCCUCAGGGGUCCUUCAGGUACUCCUGGCAACAAAGGAGAAAAGGGAGAAAAUGGUCCAGCUGGUCUGAAAGGAGAGAAAGGAGAUCCUAGCCUUUCUGAAGAAGAAGUGAAGGACGUGGUCAGGAGUGAAAUGAGUGACAAAUGCGUUUGUACAGACCUGGGUGCAGACUCUCCAGGAGAAAUCAGCAGGAAUAUCAAAGAGAAUUUUCAAUCGCCAGAACUCAUAAGGAAGGCCGAUGAAGCUCAACAAGAAUUACUUAGUGAAAUACAGAAUACGACCGAACCAGAGAUGCCUAUCAUGGAAUCAACUCCAUUUAUGACCGCUCCCAGUGAUAAGCAGCUAAUGUCUCAGGCUCCGCACGAGCAGCGACAUGCCCGCAGCCCAUUAGAAGACCCUUGUCGACUGCCUAUGGAUGAGGGCUCCUGCCUGCACUACACGUUGCUCUGGUAUUACCAUGGAGAAGCCAACGCCUGCAGGCCAUUCGUGUUUGGAGGCUGUGGAGGAAACAGCAACCGGUUUAAAUCCAAACUAACAUGUGAGCGUUGGUGUAAAAUCACAACAGGAAGGUGACUCGGUGCAGACGGAUGAUGUAAAUGAGAAGGGAGCUGCAGGAAGUGAAUCCAGGACAGCUCAGAAGUUGGAAAUACAGCAAGAUAAACCAUUUAACACAAAGAGGUGGUAGAUGUUAGUUCUGCAGACAAGGAGAUAGUUAUGGUUAUGGAUAUGUAAUAAAUUGGGCUGAUAAGAGAGAAUCUUUUGUUUGGCUGGAAAAGCUGAAGUGUUCAGAGGCUCUUGAUGCUACCAUUCACACUGCAGAUUGAUUGUGCAACACCCAACAGACACCUAAAUGUUAUUUUAUUUUUUUAAAUAAAAUUGUAGGUUAAGCCAACCUUGCAUAAUUCUAGUCACCCGCUCACCAGGUAGUUCUUUGUGAUGGGCAAGUAAAAUGUAAUUGUUUUCCCAUUACCAUCAGUUUGGUAAGGAAGGACAAGUCAGUUUUGCUGGUUAAUUUUUGUGAGGCUCAUAUUAAAUCGUCAAAAGGGAUAGAUGGAACCAGUUUGGGACAACUUGGAUCAUCGUUCAAAUCAGCCUUCAGCCAUCACUAACUCUAGCUUGUUUGCCGUUUUCACGUCUCCCCACUUCCUGGUUUCCUCCAGGAUCGGAAGCCUUUGUGAGAGAGGGGGCAUGAUCUGAGCACAGAACUGGGCGCAUGGAACGUCUUCUGUUCUAAUUCCAGCUCUGCCACUAAACUCUCUCUGUGACCCUGGACAAGUCACUUAACCUCUCUCUGCUUCAGAUUCCCACCCGUAAUACAGGGAUGUGUUGAGCAUUAAUUAGUUAAUCUCAUUGUGGAGGGAAAGUGCCAAGAGUUACUAAAAUCUCACCAGAAAGGCUGUUCUCAAAUUGGGCGAUACCACGUCAUUCUGGAAGUCAUUGUCCUGUCCUGUGAAAUUUCAAACCCCGUUUCUAGAUCAAAGUGUUUUGGAUACAUUCGGAGGGCAAUCCUAACUGUUACCAAUUUAGAUGCCAGAUGCUGUGAUCAGCAGCUGCAGGGAUAGAUGGGCUUGUGGUAAAGAUUCCAGUGUCUUGGAUCUAAGUAACGCGGGCUGAGGGUCCCUUUCUGAUGAGAAGAAUGGAAUCCUUUGAACCAAAUUUCAUAAGGAAGGAGUAAGCAGUUGUCAGAGGAGCCAUUUUUUGUAAUCAGAGUGACCCAGCGUGAGACGCUUCUGUAUCUAUCUUAAGGCACAAGAGACUCUUAGCUCUUUUUAAAUCUUUAAUCAUUCUAUUGCCAAUGGGAAAAUGAAGAAGGAAAUCUUAAACAACUUAGAGUUGGUAAGGAAAUAUUAAUUAUCUCUAAUAUAUAUACUGAAGCUAAAAAUUUCACCUUCUAAAUGAGGCUUGGUUAACAAAAGCAAUUACUGAACUGUCAAAUUUUCUGGCUUAAUAUAACCAUUCUGGUCUCUAAUUUAUGGUAUUCCAUGCUAAAUUCCCUUGACUUGGUCCUGUACAGGAGAGGCAAUGUGGUCUAGUACAGCAAGCAUGGCAUUCCUGAAUUCCCAGUUAGUCUCUGCCACUUACUAGCCUCCGUAGACUUUGGCAAGUCACUUCACCCCCCUGUGGCUGUUAUAAUGACUGUUCUGAUACUCAUUCAUUUAUUUAACAGGAGUGUUGUGCGGUUUAAUUGCUUUGUAGUAUUGUGUCCAAAGCCCGCCAGUGCCAGAGAUUAAAUAGAGGGAAGACUAAAUUUACAAAUACCCAGGACUUUAAGCGAAGGGAUGGGGUUUUGUACAGAACACACCCUCUUGCU